GUGCUGCGACCGGAACCUAAAACCAAGGACCUAGGUUUCCGAGGGACGGCGGAGAGCGACGGCCCGGCGGAGUUAGAUGAGCGGCGGACCGCGAAGCGAUGAUGGCCGCCUGACAACCCGCGGGGAGGCGCCGGGAGCGGACGGACGGAGCGGCGGCAGAGGAAACGGAGCCUUGGCAGCGGAGGCAGCACAUUGGCUGUAAAAUGGCAGGCGAACAGAAACCUUCCUGUAACCUCCUGGAGCAGUUCAUUUUAUUAGCCAAAGGCACCAGCGGCUCAGCCCUCACCGCUCUCAUAAGUCAGGUCCUAGAGGCUCCCGGAGUAUAUGUCUUUGGAGAGCUACUGGAGCUGUCCAACGUGCAGGAGCUUGCAGAGGGCGCUAAUGCUGCUUAUUUUCAGUUGCUGAGCCUGUUUGCCUAUGGAACAUACCCAGAUUACAUAGCCAACAAGGAGAGCCUGCCAGAACUCACUACAGCCCAGAAGAACAAGCUGAAGCAUCUGACCAUUGUGAGCUUGGCAGCAAGAAUGAAGUGUAUACCCUACUCGGUGCUGCUGAAGGACCUCGAGAUGCGGAAUCUUCGGGAGCUCGAAGACCUCAUCAUUGAAGCCGUCUACACGGACAUUAUUCAGGGCAAGCUGGACCAGCGCAACCAGCUUCUUGAAGUAGAUUUUUGUAUCGGCCGAGAUAUCCAAAAGAAGGACAUCAACAGCCUGGUCAAGACAUUGCAGGAGUGGUGUGAUGGUUGUGAAGCUGUUCUCUUAGGGAUCGAGCAGCAAGUACUGAGAGCCAACCAGUAUAAGGAGAACUUCAGCCGCACUCAGCAGCAGGUGGAGGCCGAGGUCACUAACAUCAAGAAAACGUUAAAAGCCACAGCCUCGUCCUCGGCCCAAGAGAUCGAGCAGCAGCUGGCGGAGCGGGAGUGUCCCCCCCACGCUGAGCAGCGGCAGCCCACCAAGAAGAUGUCCAAAGUGAAAGGUCUGGUCUCCGGCCGCCACUAGGGCAGGCGGGGGCAGCCGGCACCCAGUGGGCGGGGAGGGGGAGAGCAGGAGGCCGCCUUCCUCCCCCUUGGUGGGUUCUGGAGCUGCCCGCCGGGCAAUCUGAGUCUCCCGCCUAUCAUCGACUCCCCCCGACCCAAUUGGUACGGUUCUAGCUAAACCACUCUCUCACUGCAGUUGUCCGCUUCAGACUCAGGGGCUCCAGCGAUGCCAUCUCCUAGUGUCAGACACUGCCCUAUUGCCCUCCAGCCUCCCCGUCUCCUGAGGGACUUUUCUCCCUCCUCGCCCGAGUUCUGCCCUCUCCAGGGGCCGGGUCGGAGGACGCUUUGGCCCGCCCCCGGCUGAGGCCACACCAAAUGUCCUCAGGCCCUUCCCAGUGCCAGAAGUGGUGCAGGCCAUCUGCAGCCGGGGCUCUCUGCCCCGUACCUCGCUGGCAGCUCUGAUUCAGCAGCCGAGGAAUGUGUCCUGGGCCGUGUUUACUAAACCCCCGGGUUUCUUGCCUCCUAAGCCUCGUUCAUGUUUCUCACCAGUUGGAAAGAACUGGCCCGUGAUGCCUGGGGAGGCAGUGGCACCCCACCAGACAGGUGCUGUGUGUCUGCUCAGUGUGGUGCUGGGUGGCAGGCGCUGCCUCUGCGGGUGGCAUGCUCCCUGUUGGCACCCUGCUGCCCCCGACUUCUCAGGCCUCCUUUGUCUAGCGCAGGGCUGCCACCGCUCAACUGCCUCCCCUCCUGAGAUCUUCUAAUUCCACGGGACAUGGUCCUGGGUGGGAGAGUGGGGCCGGGGUGGAGGGCCCCAUCUGGAGGAUUUGCUGCUGUGCCUCCUGCCCACUCUUUCUCCUCACUUGGCAGCGGUUGGCCCAACACCCUUUGACAGGGGCAUUCUGGCAAAGGAAAUGGACUUGACUAGCAUUUCUGAACUUGAACUGUUUCAGGUUGUAUUUUAAUUUUUUUGUACAGGUUUUGAUUCUAAGACAUUUCAACGUUUUUUCUUUUUUUUUCCUUUGUUGACAUUUGUUACCGAGCAACAGCGGGUGAUUCACACCUAGUUGGAGGGUUUUGUUUUUUCAAAAAUGGGAGGUGGGGAUUGUGACCUGAUGCUGAAACAACAGCUCAAAUGGAGGAAAAAAAGCACACUUUAGAAAAAAAAUAAAAAUGCCAAUUUAAUGUA
This is a messenger RNA of Monodelphis domestica (gray short-tailed opossum), 2162 nucleotides long. It is a transcript of the gene COPS7B, whose product is annotated as COP9 signalosome subunit 7B. Gene Ontology annotation, cellular component: COP9 signalosome. The record is from RefSeq and is a predicted model, not a curated record. Gene Ontology annotation, biological process: COP9 signalosome assembly. Lineage: Eukaryota; Metazoa; Chordata; Mammalia; Didelphimorphia; Didelphidae.